AUGGCUAUUCAUAUACCUUGUGUUAUCACAAAUCAUAUUACCAAAAUGAUGACUGAAACACAUAUUUCCAAUAUUAUGAUGCCUGCUUUAAACAGUAUUGCUUCUGGAAAAGUGGAAGUUGAAAAACCAGAUGAAGGAUGGAAGUCAAAAUUAAAAAGACCUCCACCUGAUAGAAGAGUUCAGACUAGUGACGUAACUGACAGGAAAGGAAAUGAUUUUGAAGAAUUUUGUUUAAAACGAGAGCUACUAAUGGGGAUUUUUGAAAAGGGUUGGGAAAAACCUUCUCCAAUUCAAGAAGCUAGUAUUCCAAUAGCAUUAUCUGGAAAAGAUAUUCUUGCUAGGGCAAAAAAUGGAACUGGAAAGACUGGGGCCUACACUAUACCAGUUCUUGAAUUGGUUGAUCCGAAAAAAGAUGUUAUUCAAGCUCUUAUAAUAGUACCAACUAGGGAAUUGGCACUCCAGACUAGUCAAAUCUGUAUUGAACUGGCUAAACACAUGGAAACAAAAGUGAUGGUAACUACUGGCGGAACCAAUUUAAGGGAUGAUAUUAUGCGAAUUUACCAAAAAGUACAAGUUGUUAUAGCCACUCCGGGACGAAUAUUGGAUCUUAUGGAAAAAAAUGUAGCUAAUAUGGAUGAAUGCAAAACGUUAGUUUUGGAUGAAGCUGAUAAAUUAUUAUCACAGGAUUUUCAAGGAAUGUUGGAUCAUGUUAUUUCACGUUUGCCGAAGGAUAGACAAAUUUUACUUUAUUCAGCUACCUUUCCCGUAACAGUAAAAAAUUUUAUGGAAAAGCAUUUGCACGAACCUUACGAAGUGAAUUUAAUGGAAGAAUUGACGCUUAAAGGUGUGACGCAAUAUUAUGCCUUUGUUCAAGAAAGGCAAAAAGUCCAUUGUUUAAAUACGUUAUUUUCAAAACUACAAAUAAAUCAGAGUAUUAUAUUUUGUAAUUCAACGCAAAGAGUGGAAUUGCUUGCGAAAAAAAUUACAGAACUUGGAUAUUGUUGUUAUUAUAUUCACGCUAAAAUGGCUCAAGCCCACAGGAAUAGAGUAUUUCACGAUUUUAGAAACGGUCUUUGUAGAAAUCUUGUUUGUUCUGAUUUAUUUACAAGAGGUAUAGAUGUACAAGCAGUUAAUGUAGUUAUUAAUUUUGAUUUUCCUAAAAUGGCAGAAACAUAUCUUCAUCGCAUAGGUAGAUCUGGAAGAUUUGGCCAUCUUGGAAUCGCAAUAAAUUUAAUCACAUACGAAGAUAGACUCGCUCUUCAUAGAAUUGAACAAGAAUUGGGAACUGAAAUUAAGCCUAUUCCGAAGGUUAUCGAUCCUUCAUUGUAUGUCGCUAAAUUAGAAGACACUCAAGGUAUUGAGGAAGUAAAUGUAAGUAAAUAA
Molecule: messenger RNA, 1383 nt
Organism: Pediculus humanus corporis (human body louse)
Lineage: Eukaryota; Metazoa; Arthropoda; Insecta; Psocodea; Pediculidae
Product: DEAD box ATP-dependent RNA helicase, putative
Exons: 8
Coding region: 1-1383 (460 amino acids)
Biological process (GO): cytoplasmic stress granule assembly; P-body assembly
Cellular component (GO): cytoplasmic stress granule; P-body
Molecular function (GO): ATP binding; mRNA binding; RNA helicase activity
Source: RefSeq, a predicted model, not a curated record